Molecule: messenger RNA, 1395 nt
Organism: Aspergillus pseudotamarii
Lineage: Eukaryota; Fungi; Ascomycota; Eurotiomycetes; Eurotiales; Aspergillaceae
Product: fungal specific transcription factor domain-containing protein
Exons: 1
Coding region: 1-1395 (464 amino acids)
Biological process (GO): DNA-templated transcription; positive regulation of transcription by RNA polymerase II
Cellular component (GO): nucleus
Molecular function (GO): zinc ion binding; sequence-specific DNA binding
Source: RefSeq, a predicted model, not a curated record
AUGUUUAAAAUGGAUGCGAAAGGCCGUAUGACCGAUGCAGACGAAAUCGGCUGGCAGACCAGUGAGUUGUACUUCACGAAGGCAGAUCAUCUACUGUCACGGGAAAGUGGUGCACCCCGAUUAGAGUCGGUGCAGGCCAGAUUCUUAAUAGUUCUGUAUCUGCUCAGCUCAUCACGGGCCCAUCGGGCGUGGUUCACAUUAGGAACUACCAUUCAACUGAUCAUGGCACUCGGCCUUCACAGCAGACGGCGGAAUAGGGAUACGGCCGAAGUGAGUCUAAUCGAGCAGGAAUGCCAACGCCGUGUUGUCUGGUGCUCGUAUACGUUGGAUAAAUAUCUGAGCUUGAUGUUGGGUACACCCCGUCUAUGGCAUGAUGAGGAUCUAGACGAGCGAUUACCAUCGCGUGUGAACGACGAAGAUAUCUCCUCGGAUCGUAUCUCGCCGCCAACCCGAGACUGUGUAAUGGACGCAGCUAUAUUCCAUGCCCUACUCGCCCGCGUACUAUCUCAAGCCGCCAAGGAGCCGUACGUGGUGGCCGGUAUCACUGAUCAAGAGGAAAUUAAUACCAUCCGAGUUUUGUGCGAGCGAGUCGCGGAAUGGCAGGCAGAAUUGCCGCCAUUCUUAUCCGGCGUCAUCCAUUCCAGCAGCCUCAUUCCCUUGUUCAAGCGACAACUGACAGUGCUGCAAUUGGCGCGAUACCAUGCCCUGAUGUUCAUCACUCGGCCGCUGUUGCUGCGGAACUAUGGCCAGAUCUGGACGGAUCGCGAGGCCAGCUACGUUCAAUACCUCCAUGUGUGUCUAACGGCGGCCAAAGACACAGUUGAGCUUAUCACCACCUUUGCCCGAGACAACCAGCUUUUCCCAGCCUUUUGGUACUCGCAGUAUAUAGCCUUUAACGCCUUGUCCAUUAUAUACAUCUACUUGAUCCAAGUUCAGUGUAACCGAAUUCUACCGUUGAGCCAAACCUAUGUCGCGACUGAGGGUGGUCUGAAUAAUGGCCUUGGCUUUGAUGAAUCGACUCUCUACAUCCUGGCGGAGACCGCGCAGUAUCAUCUGACGCACGCGACGGCUAGGAAUGCGCCGUCUUGGAAGUACGGGACUAUUCUACAGAGUCUACGGCGAGAGCUUGAGCGGUUAGGAGCACCGUGCGACCCAGUCCCAUUGAAUGUGCCUCCGGGGCAUCAAGGCGGGCCCAGGAUAAGGGGCAGGAACCUGGAUAAUUCAAACUUGGCAGUCGCUAUUCCUCCUUCUCACCCUGAGCCUCGCUACCAUGAACCCUUUCCGGUUGAUACGCAGGCUCUCCCAUUAUUCGAUACUUUCACUCUGGACAAUGACCUGAUUCUUGAUUUGUGGUCACAGUUGGAUAGUCUACCAAUCAGUGCGUAUUCUUUCUAG